Molecule: messenger RNA, 2460 nt
Organism: Suillus subaureus
Lineage: Eukaryota; Fungi; Basidiomycota; Agaricomycetes; Boletales; Suillaceae
Exons: 14
Coding region: 1-2460 (819 amino acids)
Source: RefSeq, a predicted model, not a curated record
AUGGCUGUGCAGUGUCCCAAACGACCCUGUCAUGCAGGUCCCUCGUCACAUCCCCACUCUGAUCACCCACCACCUGUGACUCCUACAGACUCGCAGCCAAUGACUAUCAUUUGUGAACUGUGGAUGAAGAAGCAAAAUCAAUGGCAGAGAUGGUCUCAAGAAGUCAUUCCUUCCCUCAUUGAACCUUACCUUGCCUACUGCCAGCAAUCAGAAUCCUUGCAAUCCAACCCUGACCUUGGUCUCCUCACCAGAGACAAUUUGCAUUGCAGUGUGUUUUGUCGCUUGCGAUCACUGGCAGUCACCUGUGUACUCUUUGACUUCAUCAGCAUUACCUGCUGCGAGUGUUGUCCAGCACCACUCCAACUCAUGACACAUGGGUUAUUUGCAUGUGCUCCUGUUACCCUGUCUCUUGCAGUAGACAUCCAUGUGUUGGAGCUAGUAAAAAAUCUGUUUGUACAGAUGACUCCCAACUCAACUGCAUGGUGCAAUGUGCUAGAAUUUUUUUUGAAUGAUCUUAGAUGCUGGUUUAGCAAUGCAUAUCAUUGGUAUACUGUUCUGACCAUAAUGGCAUCGGACUACCUUACCACAUUUAUCUCUAAAUCUCGGCGCGCUGGUGCAGAAGCAACAACCAACACACCACAACUACUAAGUCAGCCAAGUGCUUACCUUUCUUUGCGUUGUCCUCUGUGCUUCGCUCAUCAUUUCAUUAGGGUCGACUACAUUGUUUGUGUUGAUGCCUGCUUCACCCAAAAGCGCUCCAACAACCCACGAAAUGGUAGCAUGCAAGAUCCACCUAACCACAUGCCAACUGUUUUUAUCCCUGAACACGAAGUCAAGUUGAUGGAAGACCAUGUCAAUGACUGCUGUGGGGAUGGAACUGGGACACACAAACAACCAAGGCAGCCAGCUGAAGAGGUUCACGAUGGGUAUGAGGACAGGAUGAGGAUUCCAGUGUCUGUCUUGGAUGGGUGCAAUGAAAAGCGCGAAAAAGCAAGUACAUGCUUUUUUGCAGACACUGGACUCAUGGCAUUACUUUGUCGACACAAUCGAGUGCUGUGGCUCGUUAACAUGACCUCUGCUGGCGAGAAGCAAUAUUACUCCCUUGCAUUAGUGAAGUGGCUCUUCGAGCAUCUACUGCCUGAUAUGCUGGUGGGGUUGCUAUAUGACAUUGGAUGUCAACUUGAGCAUAGUUGUUGGAAGUGGGGCUUCCUGGAUGACUCUAUUCUAUCACAUAUCAGCUUCAGAAUAUCUGUGUUUCAUGCAUAUGGUCACCAGUGGCCUUGUCAAAUUGUCUACCACCCUCGAAAGUGUGCUGGGUUUGGGCUAUCUGAUGGAGAGGGCUGUGAGCAUCUAUGGAGUGCCUUGAAACAUCUCAUUCCAGUGCUUCGAGUUUCUGGUUAUCACCAGCAGUUAUUUGUACUGGAUGUACAAGUGUGCUACUUGGCUCUCAAGUCUCUGGAUGCAUCAGGGCAAUGGUUAGUGUGGAAGUGGAUGAUUUGCCAGAGGAAGAAACAGGUGGCUCUGGAUGAGGAGUGGGCAGCCCAGAUAGCUCAUCAGACAAAGCCGAUAGCUUGCAGAUCUAAACAUAAAGCUGCAGAGGCUAUUGUGGGUGUUCUUGCAUUGGAAAAGACCCUUGAAAGCCAUCAGAACACCAUACAGCAACUUGAACAUCAGCUCAUUAGCAACAAUGUUGACAACAUGACUACUUUCAAUCUCCAGCUUCAUGAUGCACAUGCCCGAUCCACAUUAGGUGUUUCAGAGUAUGCUGAUCUGCAAAAAUUGAAGAAGAAUGUUUAUCUUCAAAUUGUCUCAACAUACAACUCCUUGUGCGACCAACUGCAUAUGCUGAUACAUCGACGCAAGGUGCCUGCUAAUGCCAUUCCACCCAUACCUAUCUCAUGUGAUGGUAUCUUUCAGCUGGAUGUUGAUGAUGACAUUUGGCAAGAUGUAGGUCUGGAAGAUGAGACUGUGAACCCACCUCGAUGGCUUGCUGAUGACAAUGUCCUGUCAGGGAAUUCAUCUGACAGGUUAAGAUGCGAACACUGUGUUAUGCAAGAGUGCAUGAUCACAGAGUGGACUGCACUUCAGGAGGCUCAAGAAGUUGCAAAUGUUGAUGUGGCAUGGCACCUUGAGAAGUGUGCUGCACAGCUAUCCCUCAUGUGCUUUGAUGCAUGGGAAAUGCCUGAUAGUUGGGGACCAUCCUCCACUGAUAUUGCCCAUGCUGGACAUUCACUUUACCAUGCAAAAACUGUGCAGCCUGCAAAUGCUGACUCGGGGGAAUUGUCAGAGGAUGAGAGCAACAAUGAUGACAUCGAUGAGGGAGGAGUUGAUGAUGAGUUGAUGGUAGCAAUAGAGGAAGUCACAUAUGCAAAUGAAUAUUGGAUUGUGGAAUCAGAUUCCAAAGGAGACCUAGAGUACUGGGAUGAAGUACAUGUGCCAUCUUCUCCAACCUUGUAUUAA